UCGAGGGAGAGAGAGAGAGAGAGAAUUCUGCAUUUGUAUCUAAUUCAAAUGGGAUGAAAUUAGUAGUGGUGAAUUUGAAUCGAUACUUUCUCUAGGAGCAAUCACUAAUCUCAGCAGGAAACAGAUUUCUUUAUCUCUCUCUCAUCUCACAACCAGAAGAAACAAUUACAACCUUUCACCGUGCUGGAAUCCUUUUCCUCACUUCCUCUGCCAGGUUGGAUUCGCCGCUCAAUUUUAAUUUGAAUUGAAAUGUUCAAUCUUUGAGCUUUUAGUAUAAUAGAGCGCUUAUUCCUGCCCUAGUUUUAUCGUUUUUCUCUGUGGGGGUUACGGUAGAAUGUUGAGGGACUUCAAAUUCUUGCGCCGCAAUCCGGCCAAGAACGCUAAUGCAGAGGAAGUCGAGAAUGUGCCUCCGAAUUCUAGGGAUUCGGUGAACCCUCAGAUAAGCACAGAACCCUCACGGCCUCCUUUCAAUGCAAUUCCGGAGACACGGAUCCCGAAGAGCGUUCCAGAUCAGGAUAUCAACAGGCCUACUCGAGCUGACCGAACUCCAGCAAAGGCAAAAUGGAAAUAUUCAGAUACAUCAAUGCCCCUCCGCACACCAGAGAAAUAUGGGGCAAUGUCGAGAACUCGGUACAAUUGGGCUCAGAAGAGUGAGAAUCCAUCAAAUGAUGCUGCUGUGGAGCUAAAGGAGGAUGGCCGAGUAGCAUCAAAUGCGAAUACUCCAUGUUCUACGAGGACAGGUGCCAGAGGUACCUUGAGUUAUUCAGAGUGUAAUUCCCUUCAGUCCACGCCUACUAAGAGCGUGAGCAAGCCUCCAAAUCCGGGUUUUUCUAUGCCUAGUGGUUCUAGGACAGUAUGCAGCAACAUGAGUGCCAGGAUGGGGAACUAUGCUGCAUUGUCUAAAGGGAUCCCGAGCUCUUGUAACACAACAACUGCUGUUAACACUGUCGAAGUCCCUUAUUUCGAGCUCAAAGAAGAUCCUUCAUUCUGGAUGGAACACAAUGUGCAAGUCUUGAUUCGUGUACGGCCACUGAAUAACAUGGAGAAAAGCAGUUUUGGUUUCAGUAGAUGCUUGAAGCAGGAGACUGCACAAAGCAUAACCUGGAUCGGGCAGCCUGAGACGCGGUUUAUGUUUGAUCAUGUAGCAUGUGAAGGAAUCGACCAGGAAACACUUUUCAGGAUGGUUGGCUUGCCCAUGGUAGAGAAUUGCUUGUCUGGGUACAAUAGCUGCAUGUUUGCAUACGGACAGACGGGUAGUGGGAAGACUCAUACAAUGCUUGGCGAGAUUGAUGACCUUGAAAUCAAGCCUAGCACCAACCGGGGAAUGACGCCUCGCAUAUUUGAAUUCUUAUUUGCCAGGAUUAGAGCGGAAGAAGAAAGCCGUAGAGAUGAGCAACUAAAGUACAUUUGCAAAUGCUCUUUUCUUGAGAUUUACAAUGAACAAAUCACUGACCUUCUUGAUCCUUCAUCCUCAAAUUUAAUGUUACGCGAGGACAUGAAAAAAGGCGUGUAUGUUGAAAAUCUAUCAGAAUUUGAAGUCCACACGGUCGGAGACAUUCUGCAGCUUUUGACUCAGGGUGCAUCAAAUAGGAGAGUUGCUGCGACAAACAUGAACAGAGAAAGCAGCCGUUCACACAGUGUUUUUACAUGUGUGAUUGAAAGUAAGUGGGAGAAGGACUCUGCGACCAACUUCCGUUUCGCCAGGCUGAAUCUCGUUGAUCUUGCUGGUUCUGAAAGGCAAAAGUCCUCCGGUGCUGAGGGAGAGCGCCUGAAAGAAGCUGCAAGUAUCAAUAAAUCAUUGUCAACGCUAGGCCACGUGAUUAUGGUCUUAGUGGAUGUAGCACAUGGAAGACCAAGACAUGUUCCUUAUAGAGAUUCAAGAUUGACAUUUCUCCUCCAGGACUCUCUUGGCGGAAACUCAAAAACAAUGAUAAUAGCUAAUGUCAGCCCAUCUAUCUGCUCUGCAGCUGAAACCUUGAAUACAUUGAAGUUCGCUCAACGAGCAAAACUGAUUCAGAACAAUGCUAUCAUCAAUGAAGAUUUAUCUGGAGAUGUUGUUGCUUUGAAACAUCAGAUACUAUUGUUGAAGGAGGAACUGUCUGCCCUCAAACGUGAAAGGGUAAAUCGUUCACUGUUGUUUAGCCCUGCCAAUGAUCUAGACUCAAAAAUCAAUGAAGAGGAUGAUUCAAAUGGAGGAGGAAUUUCACAGACACACAUGGGAAAUUUACUUGGAAAUGAAUCUGAGGGAGUUAUCAGAGUAUCUAGUAAACAGUUAAAAUCCUUGGAAACUACACUUGCUGGUUCCCUAAGGAGGGAAAGGAUGGCAGAAACAUCAGUAACUCAAUAUGAAGCUGAGAUUGAGCAGUUGAACCGCCUUGUUAGUCAAAGGGAAGAGGACACUAGGUGCACAAAAAUGAUGUUAAAGUUUAGAGAAGACAAAAUUCAAAGAAUGGAGUCUCUUGUUGGUGGUUUGAUGUCAGCAGAUGACUAUUUAAGGGAAGAAAACAAUGCACUUUCUGAAGAAAUUCAGCUCCUGCAGUCAAGACUUGACAAAAAUCCUGAAGUCACACGAUUUGCAGCUGAAAAUAUUAGGCUUUUAGAUCAAGUUCGGCAGUUUCAAGAUUUUUACGGAGAAGGGGAGAGAGAAAUGCUGAUAAAUGAAGUAUCUGAACUACGAAAUCAGCUUGCAUUCUUCCUCGAUGGUAAUCUCAAGCAAUCUAAUCACCUCAAAGUGAAGGAUUCAAAUAACGAAAAUGGCUUGCUUCAAGAGGAGUUACAGAAAACUCUUUCUGACCUAAAUGAAAGCAAGAUCAAGCUUAACAGUAUCCUGGAAGAAAAUACCAAGCUCCAUAGAGAAAUUGAAGAGUUGCGCGCUUCAUCAAAUGCUGAAAUUAUUUAUUCCCAAGAACAUGAUUGCAGCACAGAAGUUAUUAAGGAACCCAUAGUAGAAGUUCCUCUUUCUUCUGAUCAGGAAACAAGGACCAAUGGGAGAGAGAAAGAUGGAACAACAUGUCGGAGUCUCCGGAUGAGUGCAGAAGGCAUCAUGGAUUUACAACUGGAGCUGGAUAUUCUGAAAAUCAUUAUAGAAGAGGAGAGGCUGUACCAUUCAGAACAAGUGGAAACAGCCAAAUCUCUAUACCAAGAACUACAGUUCUCAAAGGAAAUGGUUGCCUCAGUCACUAAAGAUUAUGAAAAACUGCAGGAAGAGCUCAAUACUGCAAAAAUGGUUGUUGAAGCUCUUGAGUCUGAACAAAUUCAGUCCAUUAAUGAGAUAGAAGAUCUCAGAAGCAAUAAUGAGCGUUUUGAAGAAAAGUUAAAGGAGAAGGAGCUUGAAAUUUCUUAUUUAAAGAAUCAAGCAUCUUGUAAAGAGCUCAAUGAUCUCUCAUUGUAUAAGUCUUCAGAGAAGGAUGUCUCUCCUUUAGAACUGAAGUUGAAGAAGAUGCAUGCAUCUCUUGAAAUGGCUAAGAGAAUGAAUGCUAUGUAUCAAAAUGAUCUUGCAUAUCAAGCGUCUGAUCAGGACGAAAUGGAGGAAGUUCGAAAGCAAGUAGAGGGGGAAACUGCACAGGUGAUUGUUUGCUUGCAAGAAGAACUUUCUGGCCUUCAACAGGAAGUCCAUGAGAGUAAAAUGAAGGAGAUGGAAACAAGUGACAGGUUUGCCCAACUUCAAACUGAAAUGCAGAUUAUGGAGGAAAAUUUACGUUCAAGGAAUGAAGACAAUGCAAAAUAUUCUGAAUUGCUUGAAGACAAAGAAAAGCAAUUGAGAAUACUGACUGAAGAAUGGAAUUCAGUUACCGGUGAAAUUGAAGGUAUUCUCGCUGAUGGGAGUACAGCUCUUAAUGAUGCAUCUGACCAGACUGAUCUUAUCUCCAGAUCAUUCCAUCAUAAAAGAAGUUUGAUCUCUCAACAGUUUGGAAGAAUAAAACAAUAUGUAUUUGAAAAGGAGUUACUUAUUACCGAGCUUAAUCAAUUUUUAAAGGAUGCGGUUGACAGAAAAGAUGACUUGGAGCGCAUGCUGAGGUCUCUUAGAGGGGCAACAGUGGUUAUGACUGAGGCUCAUCAGAAAGAGUGCAGCGAGAAGGAUAAAGAAAUUCUCUUUUUAACAUCCGACUUAAAUAAUAAGACAUCCACUGUGGCAGAUCUCCGGAACAUAAUUAAGCAUGGAGAGGAUCAGCUCAAAACAGCAUCAUCUUGUGCAACAGCUGCUUUGGUUAUUGUGAACAGAUUGUCGGAGUUGAACUCUAACUAUCACAAUGCGCUGCAAGAUAAGGAGCUUCAGAUUCGAGAGUUUGAAGAAGCCAUGACCAGAAAAGAUUCAUAUCUCCAAAAUCAGGCUUUAGUAGUAGAUGAAGCAAAUGGAUUGACUUGCUCUCUCCAAAAGAAACUAGAAUCAUCAGAGGAAUAUUGUGCAAAACUGACUCUUGAACUCUCUGAAGAACGAAAAUUGAGGGAAAAUCUAGAGGUAAAUCUGGAAAAGAAUGAAGAACAUAAAAUUUCUGAAGCCAGGGAACAACUUCAGGAACUACAUUCUGGGGUCUCAUCACUAAAGUUAUGGAUGAAUCAGUAUGAAAUGCAGAGUGGAUCUCCUCAGAAAGAUAAAGAAUCAGAGAUGCCUAUCUGUUCUGCUAGUGAUGCAUGUGAAUCUCGGACAGGUACAAGAAUAGUGCAAGAUUUCAAUGAUGUAAGGUCUGGUAAUAAUGGUGGUGUGGAAACUGAGUCUGAAAUUACUUUGCAUAGCUCAAUCGGGAGCGAUCCUGCUAUAAUUCUCUUGAAGAAAGAGAUAAAAUGUGCCCUUAAAAGUUUUAAAGAAGUGCAAGCCCAGAUGGAUAAAAUGCAAUCUGAAAAAGAAGAAAUUUUGGCGUCUGAAAGAUGUAAUCAGAAGAGCAUUGAGUCUCUUCUAAAUCAGACAAUUGUCUUUAGAGACGCAAUAAAUAAUUUUGAAGGUGUAUUUGAGCUCAAAGUAAGUGCUGUAGAUGGUAAGAUACGGAGAAUGGAAGAAGCAGUACAAGAAUCUUUUGAUUCAUGGUUCCGGCAAACAGAGUUACUGGAAGAUGAGCUUGAUGAUGCUAAACUCGUUGCUGCUCAGAAAACCAUUGAAGCUUCAUGCAUUCUUAAGAAAUUUGAAGAGGUCCAGGACACAGUGAAAGAAGCAGACAUAAUGAUAAAUGAGUUGGUGAUAGCUAAUGAAGCCUUGAAGCUUAGUGCUCAUGAUAUAAAAGCAAAGGAAAAUGAAUUUAGCACUGAGAUGAUGAAACUCAAGGAAGAAAUCCAAAGCCUGAAACUGUCCAAUAAUCUGAUGAAUCAGAAUUAUGUGGAACUGGAGAAAAGGUAUGACGCUGAUUUUGUCAUCAUGAAGAGGAUGAUUUCUGAACUUGAGGAUGUCAUUUUAGAAGUCCAGUCCACUUCGAUGGAAGAGUGGAUGUCUGUGGCAUCAGAUUUCCUCAGCAUGAAGUAUCAAAUUCGUGAAUCGACUGAAUCUAUUAGAAAAUUGCUAGAGGAGGUCUGGUCAGAGAUUAUUUCCAAGGAUUGUGCUGUAUCUGUGUUGCAUCUAUGCCACAUGGGAAUUCUCUUGGAAACUGCGAAUGGACUAAAUGCAGAAAAUGGUUUUCUGCACCAUGGUUUAUGUGAGUCAAACUCCACUAUUUCAGAACUUCGGGAGCACAAUGUUAGAUCAAGAAGGGAGCUUGAAAUGUGCAGAGUUUUGAAAGGCAAGUUGCUAUCAGAUAUCAAGACAGGUUUUGAUCGCAUAUCAAGUAAAGUUGAUGAAACUGGGGAAGUCACUCUUAAACUUACCUCUUUCAAAAAAAAGAUACAGGAUCUGCAGUAUCAGGAGGAGGUGAUGCUGCAAAGGUCGAAUGACAUUGGAUCCGAACUAACCAUGCUAAUGAAGGAGCUUGAUCUCAGCAACAAACAAGCACUGGCUUCUAUUAUGGACCAGGAAAAACUACUGAAGGAAAAAGAUGAAUUACUUCAGUAUCAAGAGGAAAAUUUCUUGCUAGAAUCGUUGGCAAAAGAUUUUGAACUUUUAAUUCUUUCAGAUGAGUUAAAGCAGAUAUGUCUCCUGAAAGAAGAUGCAAACGAUGCUUUAGUUAGUAACCUUGAAGUCCUUGAAAAUUUUAAGAAGGAAAUAGUGUUUAUGAGCUUAGAUGCUUCUUUCAGUGAAUUGAUACUGCAUGAUAAGGAAUCUAGGAAUGAAAAAUUAGCCGAAGAUGUUAGGAUGAAGGAAUUCGCUAUGGAAAUAUCUUGUAGUCGUAUCUCUGAACUUCAGCAGCAAAUACGAAAUCUACAGAACGAUAUCUGUCUGCAGGAUAUGGAAUCGCAGAGACUCCAAAUUGAGCUGGCAAGGAGAGAUGAAGAACAUGGCAGAAUGAGCUGCCUUGAGAAAGAGAAUGAAAGCCUGUUGCUUCAUCUAAGCAACUGUAAGGCAGACUAUGAAGUACUACAUCAGGAAUUGGAGGAUAGGAAGGUUGAAUUUGAAGCUUCAGCUAGAAACACCCACAGCACUGUAGUUGCAAAUCUGAGACUACAAGAUAAUGUUUCAGUGUUGGAGAAUACCAUUGCCAAGUUGGAGGAAGAUCUAACUUUGGCCAGGGUGCAAAUCAGAAACCUUGAACUUUCUCAAGAUUCUGUUCAAGAUGACUUGUGCAUUAGAAUCCAGGAUUUGGAAAGGCAACUGGGUGAAGUCAAUGCCUUGAAAGAAGAGCACACACGUUUGAGACGUGAAUUGAGCCUCAAAGAGAUUAAAGAGUCUGAAUGCCUCCAUGCUAUGAAUGUAAGAAGUUUGCAGAAUAUUGAUUUGGCUGAAAAUGUAGAAAAAGUAGGCUGCAAUAUCCUCAAUGUAAUUAAGGAGAAAUUCGUUGAGAUAGAAGAUAUGCUUCAGAAGAUAGACCAUGAAAUGGACAGGGGAAGCAUAUUUAUCGACCAGUUCCAAUAUGUGGAGAAUCUUUCUAACCAGUUGGAUUCUGAAAUUCUCGCUCUCCACACAGAGUUGUCUAGAAAGGAUGAUAUUCUCAAGGGGCUGUUAUUUGACAUGACUUUGCUGCAGGAAUCUGCUUCCAACAGUAAAGAUGAGAAAGACGACAAAGAUGGCCUGCUUGCUUCUCUAAGGGCUUUAGAGAAAGAUCUUGAAUUAAGGUCGCUUGAACUGGAAGAAGUUGCUGCGGAGCUAGCCAGAAUAUCUGCUCGUGAACUGGAACUCAAAAAAGAAAAUCAGAGAAUAAAUUCACUAUCCCAAGAAAAUGCCGAGCUCUUGGCCGUUUCUCAAGAUGCCAUUGAUGCAAGAAAUUCCAUGGAGAAAGAAUUAGGGGAGGCAAGGAUCAAAAUUGAGAACUUAGAGUUGGAAGUUGCUGAGAUGGACGAGGCUCUUGUCAGUCUGAAUAAAAAUGCUGAAUCAUUGAAGAUCAACUUGGAUACUGUCACCAGUCAGAGAGAUGAAUUGGACAGUAAAGUUUAUAAUUUGACCACAGAACUUGAGAUGGCGCAAUCUCUUGCUGAAGAAAAUGAAGCAAUAGCUACUGAGGCUCGAGAGAUAGCUGAAUCGCACAAAGUACAUGCUGAGGAAAAGGAAGAAGAAGUGAAACUAUUAGAACGGUCCAUUGAAGAGCUAGAAUGUACUAUAAAUGUACUCGAGCAAAAGGUUGAUCUUGUCAAAGGAGAAGCUGAGAGGCAACGAUUACAGAGAGAGGAACUUGAGCUAGAGCUUCUUGCUUUUAAAGAACACAUGCAGAAAGUCAGAAGCGAUGAUUCUGAUGUAAAAAGAUGUCUAGAAGAAAAAGAGAAGAACCUUCAGGAGGCACAUAAACGUGUUCAGCUUCUUGAAACUGAAAUAGCUGCUCGAGAUGCUGAGAUAUCCCAAUGUAAAGCUCAUAUAUCCGAGCUAAAUUUGCAUGCAGAGGCACAGGCUAGUGAAUACAAGCAAAAGUUCAAGGCAUUGGAAGCUAUGGUAGAGCAAGUUAAAUCCGAAGUUCCUGCGUCUAGCUCAAGUUCAUCAUCAAACAAAAUGGAGAAAAUUCCUUCAAAGCCUAGAGGCUCAGGAUCCCCUUUUAAAUGCAUAGGUUUGGGCUUAGUUCAACAAAUCAAAUCUGAGAAAGACGAGGAGGGAAGACAACGAAUAGAGGAACUUGAGGGUCUAGCUGCAAGCAGACAGAAAGAGAUAUUCAUGCUUAAGGCAAGACUGGCUGCCACAGAGAGUAUGACUCAUGAUGUGAUUCGGGAUUUACUCGGUGUAAAAAUGAAUAUGAAGAACUAUGCUAAUUUAGUGGAUAAUCAGCAGAUUCACUCAUUAAUUGAGGAUGCUCAACAUCAUAACGCUGAAGCUGAUGUCAAGGACCAGGAAGUUGUUAGUCUAAAGCAGCAGAUAAAUGAGUUCCUUAAAGAGCGUAAUGGAUGGCUAGAGGAGAUCGAGAGAAAACAGGCUGAACUAAUGGCUGCGCAUGUUGCAUUGGAAAAAUUACGACAACAAGAUCAACGGCUUGCAACUGAAAAUGAGAUGUUGAAGACAGAAAAUACUAUUCACAAGAAGAGGGUGAUGGAACUUGAGGGUGAGAUCAAGAAGUUAUCAGGCCAGCAAAAUAUUCAACAGCGCAUCCAUCACCAUGCAAAAAUUAAGGAAGAAAACAAUUCUCUACGAUGUCAAAAUGAAGAACUUAGCAACAAGCUGCACAAGACAGAGGCUAUUUUUUCACGUGUGAAGGAAGAGCUAGCUCAAUUCCGUGUAGCAAAUGGAAGAAAUGCCUACAUUAAUUUUGAUGAGGAGCAGCUAUUGCACAAGAAGUUGAAGGAAACUGAUGAGGAGAGGCUUCAAUUAGCUCAGAAGUUACUAGGAUUGUGUACUUCCGUAUUAAAGGCUGCUGGAAUAACUAGACCAGCUUCUGGGAUAGGCAUAUCUGUGGCUGAAGAAGCACUUGAGAAACUUACAAAUAGGGUUGUUGCCCUUGAAAUGGAACUUGAAGAUGCUAAACUCAAGGUACGAAUCUCAGAGGAAAGAAUCAGAUUGUCUGAGCUGAUGCCACAAACUUCUUCACCAGCAGCAGCAAGCUCAAGGACUGAUGAAGCAUGCCCAGAAAGAAAGCGAGCAUCUCAAACUCCAUUUCUUUCUUCCUUUGAUCGAUGAACUGAUACUCGGAAUUAGUUAGAGCAUUUUGUAUUUGUGUCUGUAUUUUCUGUAAAUAAAUAUACAAAUUUUGUAUAUUGAUCAUAUUCAUACCCCAUAUAUGAAUAUAUGUAUAUCAAGUGAUCAUUGGCGAUCUUGCUCCAAA
This is a messenger RNA of Salvia hispanica, 9254 nucleotides long. It is a transcript of the gene POK2, whose product is annotated as phragmoplast orienting kinesin 2. The record is from RefSeq and is a predicted model, not a curated record. Gene Ontology annotation, molecular function: microtubule motor activity; microtubule binding; ATP binding. NCBI's taxonomy places the organism in Eukaryota, Viridiplantae, Streptophyta, Magnoliopsida, Lamiales, Lamiaceae. Gene Ontology annotation, biological process: microtubule-based movement.